Myxocyprinus asiaticus (Chinese sucker) is the source of this 3028-nucleotide messenger RNA. Its product is annotated as lysosomal acid phosphatase-like. Gene Ontology annotation, molecular function: acid phosphatase activity. Lineage: Eukaryota; Metazoa; Chordata; Actinopteri; Cypriniformes; Catostomidae. Gene Ontology annotation, biological process: dephosphorylation; lysosome organization. Gene Ontology annotation, cellular component: lysosome. The transcript is spliced from 12 exons. The record is from RefSeq and is a predicted model, not a curated record. The coding region runs from base 668 to 1762 and encodes 364 amino acids.
CAACCGUUCUUCAGUGCAGCUACUGUAAACCGCCGCUGUUGCACGUCCUCAAGUAUGGAGUCCUGCUUUCUGAUUUUCGCGUUUUUCUUCGCUUUCAGUCUUGCCAGUGGAGAGAGGACACUCAAAUUUGUCACUGUGUGUUAAUGAGAGAAGGAGAGAAACCGGAGCAGCUACUUUGAACAGAUCAGUCCCAAGCCGGGGAUGCAAGCUCAGGAGAAGCUCACAGAGUGUGGUUGUGCAUGAUACACAUUCAGGCAAAGAUCGUUUCUGUAAAAGACAAGAGAUAAAGAUAAGAAGAUUGAGACAGAAUCUGCAAACCCAGUUAGAAUGUGUUUGACUACUGUGUGGGCUGUGUCAGAGUGCCAGUAUGACCACAAGAUGGAUUUGCUGAUCUCUGCAGUUAGAUGGUGUAGACACUGACAUCUCCAAUACUCAUGAAAUAUUCAACUUGCUUUCUGACAGCUGUAUCGUCAUGGCGACAGAUCUCCAAUCAAAGCCUAUCCAACUGAUCCCUACCAGGAGAGCAACUGGCCCCAGGGGUUUGGACAACUUUCUCAGAGUUCUGGCCACCACUCACUUGCAUUGUAUGGACCAACAGAGCUGAGAUAUUGCUCUAAAAAUCUUUGUGUUUUACAGAAGAAAGAAAGUCAUACACGUCUGGGAUGGCAUGAGGGAGGGAAUGAGGCAGCACUUUGAACUGGGCCACUUUUUAAGAAAACGAUACACAGGAUUCCUGAGUGAGGACUAUGAGCGGCAUGAGGUAUUUAUACGAAGUACAGAUGUUGACCGGACUCUGAUGAGUGCAGAGGUUAACCUGGCUGGCCUGUUCCCUCCUAACGGUACGGAAGUUUUUCAGCCAGAUCUGAAAUGGCAUCCGAUACCUGUUCACACUGUCCCCGAGGAUAAAGAGAUGCUGCUCUCAUUCCCGCUGGAAAACUGUCCACGUUACAGACAGCUCAUGAACGAGACUGAAAAAUCAGACAUAUUUCUAAACAUGACCGACACCUACAAGGAUUUUAUUGAGAUGGUGCGAAAUAAAACAGGACUUAAGGCCGCCUCCAUAGAGACUGUUUGGAGUGUCCAUGACACAUUGUUCUGUGAGGCAAAACAUGGGAUGCAGCCACCUCCCUGGGUGACUCCAGAUGUGAUGGAGAUGCUGAGGGUGUUAAAGGACUUUGCCUUUCAGAUCAUGUUUGGAGUCUAUAAGAGAAAAGAGAAGUGCAGACUUCAGGGAGCACAUCUACUCGCACUUACAGGCCUGCUGUUAGAACAGAUCAUUAAGAAUCUCUCAACUGCUGCUGCUUCAGACUCUAAACAGGAAUUGAAGAUGAUUGUAUACUCCGCUCAUGACACAACGGUUGUAGCUCUGCAGGAAGCUCUGAAUGUCUUUAAUGGACUGCAGCCACCCUAUGCUUCCUGUCAUCUAAUUGAACUUUACCAGGAGGAGAAUGGGUCAUUUUCAGUGGAGAUGUUUUAUCGCAAUGACAGCUCUGUGCCGGAGCCGUAUGCUGUGUCAUUACCGGGUUGUUCUCAGCGCUGCCUCCUACAGGACUUUUUAAACCUCACACAUGAAGUCAUACCACAAGACUGGACACGAGAGUGCCAGAUCAGCAAAGAAGCCACCGACACUGAGAUCAUCAUUGGACUGGCUGUGUGUGGCUGCCUACUCUUCCUUCUGUUAUCACUGCUGUUUGUAGUGCUAUGUCGUCGGAGAGAGCCGUUGGCUGGCUAUAGUCAUGUAAUAAAUGAGAGUGACUCCUGACAAUCAUACCAGCUCCUCCGAAAAGAGGAAACCUGGGACAGUGAAGAGGACCUGUGAGGACACAACCUCAACAUAUCAGAAACUCUAAGCCAACACAGACUGUCUCCACUACCUUUGGCCUAAACUUUUAUUUAUAAAUUGGGGGAGACGUGGCAGUUUUAUUACCCUUUUUGUUUUAGUACCUGGAAGUGUUUAGAGAGAGCAAAGGGAAUCAAAAUGUAUGAUUGUUUCAAUAGCAUUAACAGCAUUGAGUGACUUCAUUUGUGUUAUUAGUUUUGAAUCUUUAUUGUGUUGUUUACAAAUUUUCAAGGAGGGCGGAGCUACAACUUUUACUGUAAAUCUCAGAAUAAUCCUGAGAAGGGGACCAGAUUAAAGCUGCUCUUUCAGAGGUGUCUGUCCUCUCUGAAAUGCAAGUACUACUAGUGUCCCCUGUUUGAGCUCCUGGUCCAUUAGUAAAAGUAUUCUUAUGAGAGGAUUGUACUUGAUACAUUUGCCUGAUUCAGGUCGUGCAAUGAAAGUGUCUUAGAUUUUGAAUGUUCACAAAAUAGGCUUACUGGAUAAACAUCAAAGCCUUAUCACACUUAUUUUAUUCAUUGAAUAAACCAUGUUCAUGCUUUUAAUGUGAUAAUCUCGUUUUAACAAAAUGUCACAAAAUAGAUUGAUUUGUAAAUUUCAGAAUAACAGCUUGCUCAUUUGGUGUCUUCUCAACAACUCAGAGCAGAUAUAUGGGGGUAAUUGUUUAAAUCUUUUGCUGUGUGUUCAUGUUUUGUCCUUAACACACCUGACUUUAUUACAUUUGUGAAGGAUGUGGUCAAUAAUUAUUUUCCAGGUGCAUAAAAUGUAAUACAAAAUUCUUAUCAGAUUGGUAAACACGGUAAAAGGAAUUUGGAAAUAAAUAUUCCAACACAGUUUUUCGACUUGAUUGACAUUACAGUUUAAUUUGGCAUUUUAAAUGAUUGCCUUUUGUCUGUGUUCAGAUGUUCACUCGAGUAGAAACCUGAUUCAGAAACUAAAUUCUGUUUUGUUUGCAUCAUCUGAUAGAUUUUAUUCUCUGUUUAGUUAAAUGUAUUAUCAUUCAAAAUGUGAGUUGAUGCUGAUUUUAUAGGUAACAACUUCAAUGCUCAGAUUCCAGUGUGUAUUUGAAUGAUUUUAAAUUUUUUAAAUUAUGCAGUAAAUGGCAAAAAUAUGCCCUCAUAAUGUAAAAAUGCCCUUGAAAAUCAAUUCUGGGGGCAAAUAUUGCCCCUUAAUAAAACAGUUCAUUUCUGA